GUGAAUGAAGACUCAUUGAAUUAUUUAUGAUUAACGAAUUCUUAGAUUUCUGUUAAAAGAAUGAUGGACAUGAAAGAAAUAGAUAAUUACCAACAAGAAAGAAAUGGAAGGAAGUAGAAGAUGAGUUAUUAUUAAAAGCAAUAAGAAAAUAUGGAACAUAAUGGAGUAAGAUUUAAGAUGAGAUUCCAUCAAAAGAUUCAAGAUAAUGUUAAGCAAGAUGGAAAAUAUUAAAACAUGUAAAAAAGAAUAUAAUAUUAAAUAGAAAGAGGAAACUUUAAUGAGAUUGGAAGCAUUAGCAAGAGAAGAGUUUUCAGAUAAAGACAAUCAAUUAAAUAAGAUGAAGAAAUAAAUGAAAUAGAGAAAAGAAAUACCUAGAAAAUAUAAUCCAAAAUUUGAUUACAAUGAGGAAUCUUCAAGUGAAUCUAUGCAUUUAUAAUAAUUUUAAGAAGCAUUAGCAAAAUAACCAAAUAAAAUAAUAUAAUAACAAAAAUAAUAAUAAUAAUAAUAAUAAUAAUAAUAGUAGUAGUAACAAUAGUAAUAGAAAAGAGAAUAAUAUUAGAAAUAAGUUUAAAAUUAAUAUUAGAAUGUUUGGAAUGCAAUGGAUGAUAAGAUGUUAUGGAUAGCUUAUAAAAUAUAUAAAGGAGCAUGGAAUCAAAUAACACCUAGAUUUUAAGAGAAGAAUCCAUAGAGUUGUAUAGAUAGAUAUCAAUAUGUAAGUAUUUAUUAAUAAUAUUCAAAUAGUUAUUGUAAUAAAAAAAAGUGAAAUUAUAAGAAGAGGUAUCUUCAGUGGAUAUAAUAUCAUCACCAAAUAUUUUGGAUAGUUCACAAGAAGGAUCUGAAUAGUUUGAUAUUUCAGUAAGUGAAGAUGAAGAUUCAACAGAUUUAUAAAGAUCUGAUUGCAAAACAUUAUAAACAAAAUAAUAAUAAAAUAAAGGAGUUUAUAGUGUUUAAUAAUGUCAUACAAAUAUUGAAAGAAUUUUAAAAUCUUUUUCAAAUCAUAAUUUAGAUACUCUACCUGGUAUACGUGAAUAGAUAGUCAAAUUAAUAUUGACAGAUUGA
Messenger RNA from Paramecium sonneborni, 1059 nucleotides. The record is from the annotation of a GenBank genome assembly. NCBI's taxonomy places the organism in Eukaryota, Ciliophora, Oligohymenophorea, Peniculida, Parameciidae.